Messenger RNA from Procambarus clarkii (red swamp crayfish), 730 nucleotides. The record is from RefSeq and is a predicted model, not a curated record. NCBI's taxonomy places the organism in Eukaryota, Metazoa, Arthropoda, Malacostraca, Decapoda, Cambaridae.
ACUACUACAGUACUCUCCGGCCCUCUCUACACCUGUCACACGUCCCUGGGGCUGAGUGAAGGUCUGCUUCUUCAAUUAGUUUCAGCAUAAAAAAUGUCAUCGACAACUUUUGGCGAAAAUAGCACACCAGAGUGCAGCUCCACCACACAAUUUGAAUCGGGAAUUCCUUCUCUGACUUAUGACUUGUCAGAUCUGCACAUCCCAGCACGGGAUACUAAGCUGUCAAGGCGGUCGUGGCAGUGUCAACUUGGAAGUCCCGAGCAGCGGCUGUCUUGCCUGAGGACGAAGGGGCAGCUGUCAGACCUCACCAUCGCCUUCCCUAUGGAGAAGAAAAAGCUUAAGGUACACCGGCUGGUGUUAAGUAUGAGCUCGCCCGUGUUUGAGACGAUGUUGAAGGAGUUGCCGGCGGGGGAGGACGACACCCUCCUGCUGCCCGACGACUCGCCGUACGCCAUAGAGUGGAUCAUUAAUCAUCUCUACCACAAUACGACAGACCUCCCAGGUGUGGCUGGAGCCUGCCAAGUGUACCUGCUGGCCGACAAGUACCAGUUGGAAGCACUUUCUCUAAUCUGCGCCAAGUACCUGGAGGAGAAUGUAAGCUGCAAUACCUUCACACACGUCUUCAACGUAGCAACUCUGCUCAACAAUGUGGAGUUGGUAAAGGCCUGCACACCGGUAGGCAAAUUAUAAACUAUUCAUAUAUGUUAUCCCACAGGCGACUGAAGUCUGA